GUACCUACAAAGACGAAGCGAAGCGGAUUCUACUUGUUGUUCAUAUAGUAUUCUCAGAAUAUUUGUGGAAUUAAACACUGGAGAGUGAUUCAGGGUAUUGAAAUAACUAGAAACCGACAAGAUGUCGGUAGCUUUUGCGCCAAGAGGCAAUCGGCCUCCGCUUAGUCCUGCUCAAAUCCAAAAAAUGUUGGACGAGAAUGCUCAUUUAAUACAAACUAUACAAGAGUACCAAGCGAAAGGCCAACUAAUGGAAUGUCAUCAAUACCAGCAAGUUUUACAUCGAAAUCUUGUGUAUUUGGCAUCAGUAGCUGAUGCUAAUCAAAAUAUUCAGGCCCUUUUGCCGCCUCCUCAUCAAUUGGCAGCAGGCAAUGUGCCACCUCAGGGCCCUCCUCAAGGCCCUCCUUCAAGUGGAGCAGAGUCCCCCGGCCCAUCCCAGCAACCAUACAGACCACCAACUGGUGUGUCAACAACACCAACUAGACCGACCCAGUCUUAUGGGCAGAGACCAUAUCCUCAGAAUCAAUAUCAAGGCCAAUACCAAGGUGCACCUGGUUAUCCUCCGCAAGGUGGUUAUGGGCCCCCCAGUCAGGGAUACGGACCUCCUAAUCCUGCUCAGCAACCUCAGGGCUAUCCUCCUAACUCAACUUAUGGACCUCCUAUUACUACAACUCCUAGUAACUAUCCACCUUCCACUCACCCUGGAGGUGGCUAUCCACCAUCUACAGUACAGCAGCCUUAUGCUCCUCCACCAGGUAGUCCCGCUGUGGCUGGUUCCCCAUACCCAGUGCGUGGGCCCGCCCAACCUGGGUACACCGGGAACUCUGCUUACCCACCACCACAGUCUGGUCCAAAUUAUGGAGGUCCCAAUGUGGGAGUAAGCACUUAUAAUUCAACUCCAUCCCAACCCCAACCUUACCAGUCUCAGCCAUUCCCUAACACAACUCCCACUUCCGCUUACAGCACAACCCCCACUUCACAACCUAACAGAUCUCCUCAGCCGCCUCCCAGUGGUUACACAGCUCAAAACCCACCCAGCUCAGGGUACGGUUCUCCUUCCGCUCAAUCUCCUACCUAUAAUUCUAGUUCUCACGGAAAUAAUGUGCCACCUUCCACCGUCGCGUCAGGGGGCGGUCCUCCCCCUCCGAGCGGUCCUCCCGGACAGCAGUACCCGCCUCCCGGUCAACCAUCUCCUUACCCACCGGCUACGCAACCUCCGUAUUCCAAUCCUUCGUCGCAACCCGGCAGUCCCGCUCCGUCGGUGUCGACGGCGCCUCCCGCGCAAGGCUCGUACCCCCAGAACCCGCAGAGCUACCCCCCGGCGGGCGGCGCGUACCCGCCGCACGCGUACCAGCAGGGCUACCCGCCCGCGCAGUACCCGCCGUCCCCGUACCCGCCCUACGCCCGCGCGCCGGCCCCGGGCGCGCCGCCGCCCGGCGCCCCGCAACCGUAUCCCGGUUACGGUUUUCAACCGCCCACCCAACAGUAGUUGUGUUGUGAAUAAGUAGUAUA
Molecule: messenger RNA, 1509 nt
Organism: Cydia amplana
Lineage: Eukaryota; Metazoa; Arthropoda; Insecta; Lepidoptera; Tortricidae
Product: basic proline-rich protein-like
Exons: 2
Coding region: 122-1486 (454 amino acids)
Source: RefSeq, a predicted model, not a curated record